Molecule: messenger RNA, 1704 nt
Organism: Trichobilharzia regenti
Lineage: Eukaryota; Metazoa; Platyhelminthes; Trematoda; Strigeidida; Schistosomatidae
Source: the annotation of a GenBank genome assembly
AUGCGCUUGAUUUGGCUGCACAGAUGCACAAAAGUGAAACUCAUUUUGAUCGCCGUCACAUGGAUACCACUGCUCCCUCUUCUUCAUUUCUGUGUUCAAGACUUCUUCAGCAAGAUAACAAAGUCCAAAGAAACUACAUGCCGGGAAGCUGUGAUCCAAGAAAGGAGAGACGCAGGUGCCAAGAUAGAUUGGAUUUCCGCUCAAAUGAUACUUCUUCAUGAUAUGUUCAACAACUACAGCCAAAACCACACGAAUACAUUGCAUACGAGACUGUUUCCAGUAACAUCUUCAAUCGGUUACUCUCAUGAGAUCCUUCGACGUAGAGCCAUACACUACUUGCAUGAAAUGAAAUACACCUCAGUCGGACUGCACAAGAUCGCUCAAAGUCUCGAAGAAUUCAGUAAUCUGCAUGAAAGUAAUACAAGUGUGUCGUCAAUCAGAAUAUCACUGGAAAGAUAUGAAAUUCAACUACACGAAAUCAUUGAAGACAUGGAAGCCCAUCUGAAAGAAUUGGGUGAAACAGAUGGCUUUUCAAGAUUUCGAAUAACCGGUUUGAACCAACUCGCUGAAACAGUACAGAGGCGGAUUCGACAACUGCAGAAUCCAACAAACUGCCAAACUGCCAAAUAUAUUACAUUCGACUUUACGAAUUUAUGUGGAUUCGGAUGCUCUGUUCAUCAGCUAACUGCGUGCUUACAUAUGGCCUUUGAACAUAAACGAGUUCUGGUUUUGAAGAAGCACUCUCCUGGAGAUAUAUUUCGUGAAUGGCUUAAACAGAACACAAUACCACUCUCGGAGAAAUGUAGUUAUGAAGACUUGAAUGAUAAAACAGAUAUUAUCGAAUGUCCUCUGAAAGCAUAUAUUCCUUCAGACAACGACUGGGUUCCAAACGUGUUACCUAGAGAUUUAGCUGAAAAAUUACUUAUUUGCAUGAAGCACCGUAUGCAUGGUUUGCUGCUAAUCAACCAAAGUUUGAGUGGAUUUAGGCGGAGUGAUCAUCCAGUGGUUGGUGUGCACAUAAGACGCACAGACAAGCUAAUUUGGGAAGCUCAAUCACAUGAUUUGGAAGAGUACAUGAAGCAUGUGGACGAUUAUUUCAAUUCAUUCGAGAAUACUACACCUCUUUUGAAGCCCGAAAUAUAUAAUUCGAAUGGCUACAAUUUGAAUAUUGGACGUUUCAUACACAGAAACAGAAUUCACCACAAAUCAUCCAAAUUAUAUUCUAUAUGGCAGUCAAAGAAGGUCGAUGUCAGCUGGUGUAGAAAAUCGCAGAAGCAUGAUUCAAUGAGUAAUGCAUUUAUUGACACACUGGCCUUAUCAGAAACAGAUUUUCUGGUGUGCACAUUUUCAUCAAAUAUAUGUCGUCUGGCGUAUGAAUUAAUGCAGACUCGUCAUGAGAAACUGGGUGAUGCAUCACAACUGGUUAAAUCUCUCGAUAAUGUGCACCAUUCAGUGGAUUUCUCGAAAGUCAAAUUUGAGGUGCUGAUACCAGAUUUGAGAGCGGGACUGAACUAUGGCGAUUUGGUAAAUCUAUACACAAAUCACUGGAACGGUUCCUCAUCCAACAUCCUCAUGUGGCGUAAUGAUGGCCGAAGUGUAGAUGGGCAACAGAAAUUAACGAGUGUCAAGCAAACGAAUUCAUUUAAUGCGCCUGCAUAUAAAUUCAGACCUGAGUUGAAAAUAACCAAUUUCAGCUGGUUGUAG